Rhinichthys klamathensis goyatoka is the source of this 713-nucleotide messenger RNA. RefSeq names its product perlwapin-like. Gene Ontology annotation, cellular component: extracellular region. Gene Ontology annotation, molecular function: peptidase inhibitor activity. Gene Ontology annotation, biological process: antibacterial humoral response; innate immune response. The record is from RefSeq and is a predicted model, not a curated record. Lineage: Eukaryota; Metazoa; Chordata; Actinopteri; Cypriniformes; Leuciscidae. The coding region runs from base 67 to 558 and encodes 163 amino acids. The transcript is spliced from 4 exons.
UUGUCUCUGGAGAGAGUCAGCUCAUUUUCUUUCAAGCAGAGUUCAUUGUGAUCGCAGGUCGAAAGGAUGACAGCCCGAGUGUACUGCACUGUGUUAUUGUGUUUGUCUGGAUGCUGGAGCUCAUCAGAAGCUGCUCCAGGACGAAACUUCACAGUGGUCGAUCACUGUCCGGGGAAGCUGAUGGUCGUGCCGUCCAGUCGAGGAUGUGUUUCUGAUAGAGACUGCUCUGGAGGACACAGAUGCUGUAUAUUUGACUGUGGGGCUGUGUGUGUGCCGCCUGCUUUCACAAAGCCAGGAAUGUGUCCACGCAGAAAAUUUGGAGCAGGAGUGUGUGCUGAGUACUGUGUCAAUGACAGUGAUUGUCCCAACAAUGAGAAAUGCUGCAGCAAUGGAUGUGGACAUGAAUGUACUGCUCCAUAUACAGUGAAGCCUGGUCGAUGUGCCCUACCGAAGGGGACUCCAAUGUGUGCCGAAUACUGUUACCAUGAUGGUCAGUGCCCUGCUGAACAGAAAUGCUGCCCAACCACCUGUGGUCAUGCAUGCGGCGAACCUUGCUGAUUUAACCACCAUAAAGUUUACUGAGAUCAAUUUUGCAUAAUAAUACAUAGGCUACUUGAGUUAUUUUACUUAAAUCAAUUUAGUGCUUUAUUCUUAGGGGAUGUUUUCCCUCUUUGUAACCACCAAAUAAAACAUCAUAGUUUUAGUAAACCUUC